CUUAACCGGAAAACCCUAACCCUAGGGUGGUAAACUUUAGCAUCUGUAGAGAAAAGGAGGGACUGAUUUAGAUAUUCUUGAGCAAAGUACAGUGAGAGCGACACAGAGAUAUAAAAUUGAAAAAGAGAAGAAGCAAAAUUUGACCGUUUCUGAUCCAGUUCCUGCUGUUCUAGCUAACAACCCAAGCUCCACACCGGACUCGCAAACCUCAAGAUCCCGGUGCACCAUUUUCUCUUUUCCUUCCCUAACCCCAAAUUUAACGCGAAAAUCUUCAUUUUACAGAUUUCCAUUUCUUCGUUUAACCUUAAAAAUCUGAAAUUUACCCCAAAAAACUUCAAAUUGAUGAUCCAUUUCUUCCCCAUUUCCCGUCGGAAUUCAAAAGAAGUCGUCAUUACAUGUAUCCUGAUUUCUUCGCGAAAUAUCAAGUUUAGCUGAAAUUUUUGAACUUGAUCUGAUUUCAUACCGACGUAUGCUCCAUUAUCAAGUUGAUCGCCAACAAUGGGAACAAAAACGAGAGGCCGAUUAGACACUAGUGUUGGUAUUAUGGGAGCAGAGAAAAGAUGGCUUUUCACACUCUUCUCUGCAGCAUUUCUCUCUCUCUUGUUUCUCUUAUUCUACUCAAUUUCUGCUUUCAGCUCCACAAAACCCUUCCCUUCUGCAGUACAUUAUGGCACCCAUUACCCUCCCGCUUUCGCUUACUAUAUAUCGGGUGGUCGAGGUGAUGGUAAUCGAAUCUUCCGGCUAUUGCUGGCGGUCUAUCACCCAAGGAACCAUUAUUUGUUGCAUUUAAAUGCUGAUGCAUCUGAUAAGGAGAGAGUUAGGCUUCUCGGGGCAAUAAAUGCAGUGCCAGCAAUCAGGUCUUUCGCAAAUGUCGACGUUGUAGGGAAGCCUAAUCGGCUGUCGAAUUUGGGUUCCUCUUAUGCGGCGGCCACGUUGCGUGCUGCCGCCAUUUUGUUGAGGAUGCACUCAGGGUGGAACUGGUUUGUUGCAUUGAGUGCAUCGGAUUAUCCCUUGUUGACUCAGGAUGACUUGUCCCACGUAUUUUCCUCUUUUGGCAGAGACCUGAAUUUUAUAGAUCACACCAGUGAUCUGGGGUGGAAAGAAUCUCAGAGGUUCCAGCCUAUUGUUGUUGACCCUGCAAUUUACCUAGCAAGGAGGACGCAGAUUUUUAGGGCUACAGAGAAGCGGCCAACGCCUGAUGCUUUCAAAGUAUUCACAGGCUCCCCAUGGGUAAUCUUGAGCAGAUCGUUCCUUGAAUUUUGCAUUCUUGGUUGGGAUAACCUUCCAAGAACUGUUCUCAUGUACUUCAAUAAUGUGAUAUUACCUGAAGAGGGCUAUUUCCACUCUGUCAUUUGCAAUGCACCGGAGUUUAAGAACACUACUGUGAACAGCGAUCUAAGAUAUAUGGUCUGGGACAAUCCUCCAAAGAUGGAACCUCAGUUUUUGAAUGUUUCGGAUUAUGAUCAAAUGGUUCAAAGUGGAGCCGCUUUUGCAAGACAAUUCAAGAGGAAUGAUCCAGUACUAGAAAUGGUUGAUGAGAAAAUCCUAAAGCGUGGUCAUAACCAAGCUGCUCCAGGUGCCUGGUGCACUGGCCGGAGGAGCUGGUGGAUUGAUCCUUGCUCCCAGUGGGGUGAUGUCAAUGUUGUUAACCCUGGGCCUCAGGCGAAAAAAAUUGAAGAGAGUAUCAAAAACCUUCUGGAUCAGAUGAAUCAGUGCAAAUGAAAGUGCAUGAUAGAGGCCCAUUGUCUGCGGCAAGAUGCAAAAAUUUUUUGCAUCUGAAAUUUGAUGACGAGUUCAAAGGAUGACCAUUGCCAGAGAAAUGAUUAUUUUGGGUCGUUUAGGUCCACUUUUUGGGAGGGAGAGGAUAGAUGUUUCAGGAUUGGCAGAGUUGAAGGAACCGAAUUAGUUCUCUCGGGGGGUUUUAGAUUGUAUCUUGUGCCGCGGAUAGUUUCAGUCAAACGAGAGGAUCUACUUGUUUGUGCUGCCAUGGAAUUCUGUUGUAUGUUAAAAGUUGUGUUUCACUCAUUUAACUUUAUUAUUCAUUUAAUUCUAAUUUUGUGCUCAGAUGUGAUUGAAUAGAGAAACUCUCAAACAUUUUGCGAUGUCAGAUGUAUCAAUAUCAACGGUGACUUAUUAUUUCAA
Messenger RNA from Manihot esculenta (cassava), 2142 nucleotides. RefSeq names its product beta-glucuronosyltransferase GlcAT14A. Gene Ontology annotation, cellular component: membrane. Bases 499 to 1722 code for a protein of 407 amino acids. The record is from RefSeq and is a predicted model, not a curated record. Gene Ontology annotation, molecular function: glucuronosyltransferase activity. The transcript is spliced from 4 exons. Lineage: Eukaryota; Viridiplantae; Streptophyta; Magnoliopsida; Malpighiales; Euphorbiaceae.